AUGCCGAAAAUGAAGAAAUUCUUUGGGUUCGCGAGGAAGAAGGAGCAGCCAUUGGGGUCUCGCUCUGGGGCCGCCUCCUCCUCGCUUAGUGCCGCCGUGGGUGGCGGGUACGAGCUGCGGAGCAAGGAUCUCAGCAAGCUGCACCGGGCGGCCGCCAGCGGGGACCUGGAGAAACUGCAGCAGCUUAUGAAGAAACAUGACCUGAACCAGCUGGAUAAAGCCAACAGAACACCUUUGCAUCUUGCCUGCGCCAAUGGAUGUACACAUGUUGUUACUUUCUUGGUAGACAACAAAUGUAGAUUAAAUCUCUGUGAUAAUGAUAACAGAUCUCCGCUGAUGAAGGCUGUACAAUGUCAGCAGGAGUUUUGUGCCAGUUAUUUGCUGCAACACGGUGCAGACCCCAAUGUAGUGGAUUUAAACAGUAACACUGCCCUUCAUUUUGCUGCCUCUACUUCAAGUUUAUCUAUAGCAGAACAGCUGCUUGAAUAUAACGCCAAUGUUGAUGCCCAGAACAAGGAUGGGAACACACCUCUUAUUCUUGCAGUAGCAGGAGGUAAUCAAGAAAUGGCAGAGUUUCUUCUUAAAAAAGGAGCAUCAGCACAUGCUAGGGAAAACUCAGGAAGAACACCACUAAUGACUGCUGCUUCUAAUGGAGAUGAUGCUUUAAUAAAUCUGCUCAUUCAAUACGGCGCUGAUGCUUCUGAUAAAGAUACAAAUGGAUGGACCGCGGAGGAUUAUGCUCUGAUGGGUGGAUAUUCCCAAUUAAGUAAAAAACUCCAUGGAUAUGGCAAUGGGAAAUAUGCACAAAAGCCCUCAUCUGAGAGUAGAAAAGGCCUGCCUAUCUGUAGCAGUCCAGAUAAAGAUGGAGAUAGUGGUUUGACAUUGGGUGCGCCUGCAACAAAUAAAGAAGUUGUAGAUGACGUAUCUGGAGAUUCAUCAAGCAAAACAAAUGACGACAGCUGGCUUUGUUCUGAAGAUGAAGAUUUAUUCACUUCUGGGAAACCACAGAACCAACGUCUGCCUGAGCUAGUGAAAGUUCAUGAGCACUUCAAGAAAUAUCUAGAUGAGAGAAGUAGCAUUAUCAGAACAGACCAUAUUGCCAGUUCAGAGCAAAAUAAUUCAGAUUGUGAAGCUGAAGAUGUGAAUAAGUGCUUUCCUAAGCCUUUGUCCCAAGCUAAGUCCUCCCCUCAGCCUGCCCAUUCCUCACUUGGCUCCUUUCCAAAACCUAUCCAGAUGUCUACUAGUCGCUUGGAUAACAAAAAUGAAACUGAAAAUAAUGAAUUGGCAAAAGAUAGAGCAGGAACUCUCAAUCCCAACAAAGAAGAGCUGAAAGAUCCCAAUGAUUCUUAUGCAAGCAGUGAGGAAGAAGAUGGAGAAUAUGUUGAUGAGGAGGAUGAGGAAGAAUUUGAUGAGGAAGAAGAGGAGGAAGAAUUUGAAAUGGAAGAAGAGGAGGAAGAAGGACUUGAAGAGGAAGAUGAAGGGGAUGAGGAAACUGGAGAUGACUUCAGUCAAGAAAAGGAGGAUGAAAACAUAAAAGAAAGUCUGGAUAAACUAGAAAAUGAAGAAGAAUACUUUGAAAAAUCAAAAAAGAGAGAACUGUCAGAAACUUUUGUUGAUAAUGAAAAUGUUGGGGAACAAAACUGUGGUAAUAGAAAUGUUCCAAUUAGUGGUAAUGAAAUGUACAGUGUGCACAAUGAAGAAAUACAGGAGUCAGCUGAUAUUCCUAUGUCUUUUAUAGCUGGGCAUGAAUGUUCAGUUGAAAAUAUACCUAUUAAGAGGGUGAUUAAUGAACUUCCAAGUCAUUCACUUGAAAAAGAAAGCACUUGUAAACUUGAAGGAAAAAAUAUGAAUAACCAUGAGCGUGAAGAAGAAAACACAGAAUUUCUGAAUCCUAAUGAAUUCCAAGGCACUGAAGAAAAUAAGAACAUACUGGAUAUGAGCCACCAAAGAUUUCACAAAGAAGAUCUUUGUUCAUCAGAGACUUUUGAAGUAACAACUUCUGCUAAAUCUGCAUUUUCAUCUCCUUUAAAUAAAGGAAGAAAUUCAAACUUGGGUGAUACUUUUGAAAGUGAUGAUGAUCCUGAGUCAGAAGCAGAACUUGAAAAUCAUAAAGCUAGAAAACAGAACACAAAAAACAGUAGUUUUGUGGAUUAUCAAAAUGCCACAGAAAAACAAAGCAAUCAUUUGCAAGAACUGGAACAAGUAGUAUAUGAACAAUUAGUACACAAAUGUGAACAGAGUAGGGAAGAAUAUCUGAAAGAAGACUUUCAGUCUAAUACAGAAGAAUCUUCAGAGGAAUUUGAUGAUGAUGAUGAAGAAGGAGAUGAAGAUGAGGAAGACAGAAAAGUUUCGGUUUUGGAUAGAAAUGUGAUUUGCUAUAGCAAUUCACAGGAUCAGAAUCCCUUGCAAGAUGACAGCUUCAAAAAAGGGAAGCAGUGCAAUGAACAAGAGGACAUCCAAGAAACUGAAAAAGAUGAGAACAAGUGCACUUCAGAAAGCCCUGGAAAAUCUACUGUUGAUUUUUUGCCUAAAUCGUCUGCCAAAGAUACAGUGCACAUUCAUGGGGUUAUGGAAGAUUCAUGUGAUGGAAGAUUGCAUGAUAGUCAGGGAUCAGAAGGAACAGAGAACACAAAAAAGCAAAAAUCAAAGUUAAUGGAAGAACUUGGUUUAGAUGAGGCAGAUGUUAAUGAAGAUGAGUCCGACUGGGAUUCAACCAGCAUUUCACUUCAAAGUGUACCCUGUGCUAACCCUUUGUAUCACCUUGUGCUGGAAGAUAAUGGCAGAAAUGAUGCUCCAACCAAAAAAUCAGAAAUUAUUCCUGUGGGAGUCAAACUGCCUGAUGCUCAAACAGUAAUUCCUUUAGAAGGGAAGCAGUGCAAUGAACAAGAGGACAUCCAAGAAACUGAAAAAGAUGAGAACAAGGAUAAAAAUGUAGUAGACGCAUGCAACUGUAUAGAAAAGGCAUCACUUGAAAAUCAGACUGACAAGGCAGAGGUUUCGUUCGCUUGUGAGAAAAAGGAAACUGAAACAGCAAUGCAUAUUGAAGAAUCAGACGGUGACUUCAAUCAGUGUGAUGCAGCUCUCUGGGAAGAAAGAUACGAAAAAAUGUGGGUUACAAAUGAAAAAAGGGAAAUCAAAACCUGUUUUAAGAGCAUCACAGCAGAACUAAAGCAGAAGUUUGGUGAAAUUGACAUAAAAGGGGGAGAAAGUAUUACUCCUAUGGAAGAAAGAUCACAAGAUGGCUUCAGUGGUGUGUUGGAGGGCCUAACUGAAUUGCCAUCCUUCCCUCAGUCUAAAGCUACCAUUGACAUACAAGACAAGGGCGAUUCUAGAAAUUUAAACUCUGUCAUUGCAGGGAAAAAAUUCAGCACAGAAAACGUAACUUCAUAUCCUAUAAAUUGUAGUUCUCAAAAGUUUCUUCCUAAGCAGUGUGAAAAUGGUCAACAGAAUGUUCAUCGAAACCAGAGUUCAAAGAAUGAGAUGUUGUCAGAAAUAACAGAAGCAGGUGUACAUGGACAAGGAAAAGACAAUACACUUGUACAAGUGGGAACAAAUGUGGGGAAGAUUACAGCAUGUACCAGAAGGCCUGCCUUCACAGACAAUGCAAAAAUGCUUUCUGAUAUAACGAAAAGUGCAGCGCAAAAAAGCCUACACCCAUUUUACAGUGGUGUUUCCAGAGACUUUGCAGUCAGCAAUUAUAAAGAUGUUGAGACUGAAAUUGGGAAGAAUGUUAAAAACGCUGAACAGUCCUGCCGCCAGAUAUCAAAAGAACUGGAUAAAGAACUAGAAUGUGAUGUUGUGAGAUUUAAGAAUGAGGUAGGAAUGCUGCUGACAGCGUUCCUGGCUUUGGAGAAAGAAAAGGCCCAACUACAGAAAGAGGUUGAAGAGGAAAAACAAAAGCACAAAUGGGAGGAAUUAGAGGCUGCAGGAAAAAAUGAAAAUUCAGCUAUUGACAAAAGUUUGGGUGUGAAUACUAUUGAACAGAAAGUGGAAGAAAAGCUUACUGUAAAGGAAAAUCAGUGUAUUGAAUCAAAAGGAGAAAUGUUAGGGCAAAGCCAAGUAAAAAACAUAAUUUCCUCAGUGGAAAGGAGGGAAUUAAUUCAACUACCUGCCAAGAGCACAAAGAAUGGGAGAAAAAGUGAAAACAAAAGGCGGAUCUCAAAACAACGGGCCAGUCAGCAGACCAGUGAAAAUCCGCAUCAGCUACAAGAUGAUAGCAGUUUGAGUGAAACAUCUGUGGAAGAAGUGAGAAAAUCAGCGAGAACUAUGAAUGGGAAGAAUAAGAUUCCCAGAACAGUGGGCAUUACUAAUACUCUUGAUGACUUAACUCAGUCUUCUGAUACAGCUACAGAGGAUUUUACUAUGCCUGCAUCAGUCUCUAGAGAGGCUGAGAUGUUGAUAGAACAGCUUAGUUUGGAUAACACAGGUUCUGUAAGUCUUCUGAAAAUUCAGAAUGUAGUUCAUGGAUAUGAAUGCUUAAUUGAACAUGAAAAGGGACGUUACGCUCAGUUGCAAGGAAAAGUUAAAAAAAUUGAGAAUGAGAAGAAGGAGCUGCAGAGAAUACUGGAAGAAAUGAGAGAAGUUAAAUCUCUGCUGGAUCAUCAAAAAGUACAAUGGGAAAGCGAUAUGAGCAGUCUGAAAUUUUCCUUGAAACAAGCAGAAGAAAAGAAGAUGAGUGCUGAAAUGCUAUAUGAGAAAAGUCAACAACAGUUAAGGAAGAAAGAAGAGCAGUACUAUAAAGAGAUGGAGGAAAAACAGCAGCUAGAGUUAAUGCUGAGAAGUCUAGAAAUGGAGUUGAGAACUCUGAAAAACCAUUUGAAACAGGUUGAAGAACAUCAUAAUGAAACACAGCGACAGCUCACCCAAGAACAGAAUGCUAGAGCUCUGCAAAAGGGUAUUUUGAAUACCCAUCUCUGGAGGCAAAAAGAAUUGGAAGACGAAUCAAAAAGAACAUUCGCUAAAAGCUCAGAGAUGGCUGAUCAUCAUGACCAAGAAAAGGAUCUGUUAUACAAAAAUCAAAUUGUCCAAGAUGAACUUGCUGUAUUAAGACUAGAGCUUGACCAGGUAAGAGUUCAGCAUCGGGAAGAAGAAACCAGGUAUUCAGAAGAAAACGAAGCUCUAAAAGAAAAAAACGAAGAACUUAAAAAAGAGUUGAAACUAAAUGAAGAGGCUUUGACUCAAACAGUUCUUCAGUACAAUGGACAAAUAAACGUAACCAAAACAGAAUGUGUCAUGCUAAACUCUAAGUUAGAGCACAUGAAAGAAGACAAAGAAAGACUGGAGGUGGAGCUUGAUUCAUUUCGUUCCCGUUUGAAUUUCACCACUCAGGAACUAGAACGGACUAGUGCAUCAAAGAAUGAUCUUGAACGAACACUGCAGCGAGAGCGUGAUGACUGGGUUCAUUUAAAAGACAAAUGGAAUCAAGAUCUGUUUAAUCUACAGGAGACCAACAAGAGCAUGUCUCAGCUGUUGGGUAGAACUGAAAGCAAAGCGAAUAGCCUAGAAAAUGAACUGCAUCAUGUAACACACACACUCCGAGAAAAGAACUUACAUAUUGAAAGUAUUCAAAGGGAUCUAAGUCAAGCCCAGUGUCAAGUGAAGGAACUUGAAAAUGCACGGCAAAUGGAAAAGGAUCAAAUAAACAAAUACGCGGUAAAACAGGAAUCUUUGCAAGAACGAUUGGCACAGCUCCAGAGUGAAAAUCUUUUACUCCGUCAGCAACUUGAAGAUUUUCAAAACCAGGGUAUUAUUAAAGAAAGAGUAGUGAGCAGUGUUCAAGAUAGAUUUAAUGAUAUUUUUACUAAACUCAGAGCUGAUAGUGAAAAGCAAGUACAAAUGAUAGAAGACAGGAAUAAGGAGUUAACCGCAAAAUGCAAUAAUUUAAGGGAUCAAGUCUUUAAAUAUGAAACAGAAAAAGCAGAGAGAGAGGGUGCACUAAGACAACUGCAGCAAGAGCUGGCAGAUUCUCUUAAAAAGCAGUCCAUGUCAGAAGCUGCACUUGAAGUUACAACCCGCUAUCGUAAUCACUUAGAGGAGGAUAAACAGGAGCUUCAAAAGGAAAUCGAAAGGAUAAAAUCUAAGCUGCAAGAGUCAGAAGAACAAUAUAUCCAUUCCCAAAGGUGUAUUCAGGAUUUGAAGAGUGCUUUGGAUGCUAAGGAAAGUGAAGUGAGUGUGGUGCCUCAGAAGUUACAAGACUUGCUGUUAGCAUCAUCAGGAGCAAAUACUGCUGUAAAACAUUUGGAAGAACAUAUACAAAGAGUUGAAAUAGAAAAUGCCAGAUUGGAAGCUACAAACAAAGAGCAAACUAGCAGAAUUGAGAUACUUCAGAAAGAUCUGCAGGAAAGUGCCUCUGUUCAUAAUCGUCUUGAGGAACUAAUAACUGUCUUGCAAACAACAAAAAAACAUUUAGAGGAACAACUAAACCGUCAGGUCCAGAAACAAACUAUGCUAUCAGUAACUGCCCAGGAUACUUACAGCAUGUGGGAAGAAGAACUGAAGUCAAGAUCAAAACUUGGAGCUCGCCUUUCUGAGCUUGAUAGAGAGAAGACGGAGUUACUAGCUCAAUUUAACAAUGAGAAGAAGAAAGUGAAAAAACUAGCAGAGUUAAAACGGUCACUGGAAAUUCGGCUAGGUCAAGAAAUGAAGAGAAACAGUGAAUUACAUAAAGAAUGCAAUGGAAUUAAGAAGCUCUUAAGGACAACUAAAAAGAAACUGAAAGAAUAUGAGAGUGAGGAGAACUCAUCUCAAACUACCUUUCAGGGAGAAAUGAAGACCAGAUACUCAGUAAUAGACAUAGAAGUUGGAAAGCUAAAAACAAAGAUAGAAGAACUUUCUCACCAACUGGAGGUUGAGUCAACUAGGUGUACCCAGUUAGAAUCUACAAAUCAUGAUCUACAAGAACAGUUGUCUUCUGUAAAGAUACUCCAUAAGGAUUAUGACAAACUGGAGAAAAGCAAACUGCAGCUAGAAAAUGAGGUCGCUAAUCUCAAACGUCAUGUACAGAGUAAUAUGAUGGACUUCAACCAAAGAGAACAGUACAAGAGAGAAGUUGAAGAGCAAGCUAGGCAAGAAAUCAGACAAAAACUGGAAGAAGUCAAUUUGUUUUUGCAGACACAGGCAGCCUCACAAGAAACUUUGGAACAAAUAAGAGCUACUAAUAAUGCUUCCCUGAAAAAUCAACUGGAACACAGAAUUGGUGAUCUAGAAUCUGAGCUGGCCAGACUAAAAAACAGUCAGCAAGACAAUAUCUUUCAUAGAGAGUCUACACAUACAGAACUGGAAAGAUACAAAGGGCUGUAUUUAGAAGAGCUGAAAAUUAGAAAGGCUUUGGGAAGCAAACUGGAUCGAACUAAUGAGAAAUUAUCAGAAGCCAGUGCCAAGCUGCUUCAUGAACGUCAGAGAAACAAGUCUUUACUUGCCAGCAGCUUUGUAAGUGGAAGCCUUUCAGCAAGUCCAGUCUUGGAAACAGUUCCGUUUGGAAAUCUUAGCAGUAAUCUAGCAUUAAAUAGAACUCUUAGCCUUGGAGGAGGAUUCAUGAACCCAUCUGGAAAUGCAUUAUCCUCAAAAAAUAGAGUGGAGGCUUACUUGGCAAAGAUGCAGGUGGAACUAGAAAAAAAUAUCACCAGAGAACUAGAUCAAGCCACUGCUGAACUUGAUGCUGGAUCUGUUAGAGUCACCCCUGUGGGAUCAAUUGAUGGAUCUUCAAAAAACUUAAACAUGGAACAAGAUCAAGUUUCAAAGGCAACACAGCAGUAUCUAGAUGUGUUGAAGAAAAAUUACAUGAUUUAAAUCAGUUGUAAACUGGUAGAUAGUUUUAUGUAACUUUAUA
Gekko japonicus is the source of this 7828-nucleotide messenger RNA. RefSeq names its product ankyrin repeat domain-containing protein 26-like. NCBI's taxonomy places the organism in Eukaryota, Metazoa, Chordata, Lepidosauria, Squamata, Gekkonidae. The record is from RefSeq and is a predicted model, not a curated record. The transcript is spliced from 41 exons. Bases 1 to 7788 code for a protein of 2595 amino acids. Gene Ontology annotation, molecular function: protein binding.